Scomber japonicus (chub mackerel) is the source of this 2345-nucleotide messenger RNA. It is a transcript of the gene bcl6aa, whose product is annotated as BCL6A transcription repressor a. The transcript has 9 exons. The record is from RefSeq and is a predicted model, not a curated record. The coding region runs from base 8 to 2158 and encodes 716 amino acids. Gene Ontology annotation, cellular component: nucleus. Gene Ontology annotation, molecular function: protein binding; RNA polymerase II cis-regulatory region sequence-specific DNA binding; DNA-binding transcription factor activity, RNA polymerase II-specific. NCBI's taxonomy places the organism in Eukaryota, Metazoa, Chordata, Actinopteri, Scombriformes, Scombridae. Gene Ontology annotation, biological process: regulation of transcription by RNA polymerase II.
AGUGGUGAUGCAAGAAGUUUCUAGGAAAGCGCUACCAGAACUUGACAAAAUGGCUUGCGCAGCAGACAGCUGCAUACAAUUCACACGCCAUGCAAGUGAUGUCCUGCUCAACCUGAAUCGGCUGCGUAGCAGAGAUAUUCUCACAGAUGUCACUAUCUUGGUUAACAGACAGCAGUUUCGUGCACACAAGACCGUUCUCAUGGCUUGCAGUGGGCUGUUUUACACCAUCUUUACUGACUCCCACAAGUGCAACCUUAAUGCUAUCAGUCUGGACCCAAAGGUGGACCCGGAGGGCUUUGCCAUCCUGCUGGAGUUUAUGUACACCUCCCGUCUCACACUAAAGGAGAGUCUGAUUAUGGCAAUCAUGAACACAGCCAUCUACUUGCAGAUGGACCAUGUUGUGGACACCUGCCACAGAUUCAUCAAAUCCAGUGAUCCUGCUAAACUGCCCAGAGAUGAGUUUUUGGUCAGUCCGUUAGUUUUACCUCAGGAUGUCCAUGCUUACCGGCCCCAUGAUGUUGUUGACAGUUUGCACAGCCGCGUGGCUCCAUUCAGGGAUGGGAGGCCCUACGGUUCAAACAUGUUCAACGGGGUCAGCACCCCCAGCAACUACCAUCUCUACGGGCAGUUUCCUAUGCCAGGAUUCCCUUUCCCUCUCUGCAAGCUGACUGAUGCCAAAAACGCUUUUGCUGACCUCUCGAAGAGCGGUAUCCAUCACAAGCAUUGUUCUCCACAUGACAGCGCCAACACCAUCAGGGCAGAAUACUCCAGGGCGGUUGGCACCAGCUCCUCCAGCAUUAUUCACUCCACCGCCUACGCUGCCAGGGAGGUAGGGAGAGACGAUGAGAUGAGAAAAGAAAGCCACGAGGGGCUCAGCCAGUCUAUCGGUCUCGGUACAAGAAAGCGUGCGUUCCCCGUGUUGACCUUCGAGCACCAGAAAGACUCAGGCAAAGAGCACGCUCCUCAGGCAGAGGAAGACCUGAUCCACCAGCACUACCCGCUGGGAAUCUCCUCCACUGGACGCAAGAGCCUCAUGAGCAGCCCGCAGAGCCCCCUCAAAUCAGACUGCCAGCCAAACUCCCCAACAGAAUCUAGCAGUAGCAAGAACGCCGGCCUGUCUCAAGCCGCCGGAGCUCAAGCCCCAGCAGGUGCUCAGGACCCCAAAGCCCGCAACUGGAAGAAGUACAAGUUCAUCGUCAUGAAUCAGAGUGCCAAGGAAGACGAGGUGGGGCUGAGGGAUCCCGGGCUGCGUUCGCCUCAGCGACUCGGCUUGCCACCAUACCUCCACCCCAGUGACUCUGAGAACCUGGACCCACAAACAACAAGCAAGAGCAACGAUCACAGCGAGGAUCUACCCGUACCACAGGCUAGUCGUCUCAACAACAUCAUUAACAGUGCACUUGAGGGGUCUAUGAGGAAUGGUGACAGUCAUCCUCCACACUACCUGAACCGCCUCAACUGCUCAUCUUGCGGCUCUCAGUCACCACAGCACUCAGAGGUCUGCGCCAACACCUCCAGGUCCCGUCUAGCAGAAGACAUGGCAGAGCUGCAUUCAGAAUAUUCAGACUCCAGUUGUGAGAACGGUACAUUCUUCUGUAACGAAUGCGACUCCAAGUUUGCCGACGACGAAACUCUGAAACAACACAUGCUCCAGGUACACAGCGACAAGCCAUACAAGUGUGACCGCUGCCAGGCUGCUUUCCGCUACAAGGGCAACCUCGCCAGCCACAAGACCGUUCACACAGGAGAGAAGCCGUAUCGCUGUAAUAUCUGUGGUGCUCAGUUUAACAGACCAGCUAACCUCAAGACUCACACUCGCAUCCACUCAGGAGAGAAGCCAUACAAAUGUGAGACGUGUGGAGCUCGUUUUGUACAGGUUGCUCAUCUCCGCGCCCACGUGUUGAUCCACACGGGCGAGAAGCCAUACCCCUGUGAGAUCUGUGGGACCCGCUUCCGUCACCUGCAGACGCUGAAGAGUCACCUGCGCAUACACACAGGAGAAAAGCCCUACCAUUGUGAGAAAUGCAACUUGCACUUCCGCCACAAGAGUCAGCUACGGUUGCAUCUCCGGCAGAAGCACGGCGCCAUCACUAACACAAAGAUCCAAUACCGUAUGUCCACAGCUGACAUGCCCACUGACUUGACAAAAGCAUGCUGAGUUGUAAGAAGAGAAUCAUUUUUGACAGAGGCAAUCUUGACCUUGGCAUUUAAAGACCCCCCCAACUUGUACAAUCAUCCAAAAUUGUAGUGCCACACUGUGUUCAUUAGACAAAUAAAUUGGCUGUGUAUGCCAUUCUAAACGGGUUUCCACUACAUGUGAACGUAGAGCCACAUAUGGCAUCUUA